Molecule: messenger RNA, 2101 nt
Organism: Psylliodes chrysocephalus
Lineage: Eukaryota; Metazoa; Arthropoda; Insecta; Coleoptera; Chrysomelidae
Source: the annotation of a GenBank genome assembly
GUGACAUAGCUAGUAAGUUUUAAGUGUUUUUCUUUUUUAUUAUUUUGACGUACUUGAUAAAAUCUUCGAAAUAAAAAGUGUUCAAAUAUUUGCUUAACGUAAAUAUUUUGAAACAACUUCGGGUUAAAUUAGGUCAAUGAGUGUAAAUUCUGCUUCUCCACUUUCUUUAAUUGAACGCAAGAAGCUACAAUGGGCAAAAGAAAAGGAAGAACUCGCAGAGUUAAAGGCACCUUGGGGUGUGGCUGAGGAAGAUUUUAAAAAUUUUGACAGACAUGCAAGACAAAUGAAGAGAAGCAGUCUUCCACCUCUUUAUAAGAACCAAUACAACUCUUACGAUAAAGAAAAAGAAAUCGGCGGUGAGACUUCCGGUUAUGGUAGCGACAAUGCCAUUCAAUCUCCAGAUUACGCCCAAACCUGGCACCAAUCAGGAUACGAAUCGUCCUCUAGUAGAGAUGACAGAUUGAAAUGGAGUAAUAGAAGCAUAGGAACAAACAAAGUUUGGCCACCGAAAGAGGAAUCAGUUGAAAAAGUAGGAACGAAUGAACCUCCUAAUUGGGUUAAACGAGGUUUAAAAAAUGGAGAAAUUAUGGUUAAUAAUACUUCGCCUGCAGAGUCUCCAGAACAUGUAUUUGAUGAAGAGCGCCCACAGACGUCGUCUAGUUAUUCAAAUAAUCGCGCCAGCUUUUUAAGGGGUCAAAACAUCCCUAUCGAUCCACUUGAACUAGCUGAAAGAGAAAGAAGAAGACAAGCGGCGUUAGCUCAUCAAGAUGCAAUCCUUCGACAAUUAGACGAAAGGGAAAAGAAACGCCAGGAAGAAAAGGAACGCAGAAUAAAAGAAGAAUACGAAGAAGAGAUGCGUAUACAACGAGAACAAGAAGCGGAAAACAAACGAAAAGAACGAGAAUUGAGAUUAGUGCAAGAGAGACUAGAAAAAGAACAGAAACGGAAAGAAGCUAUUGAAGAAGCUAUAGAAAUAGCGCAAAAAGAGGCGCAACUAGCUAAAGCUAAAAAGAAUAAACAUAAUAAUUAUAUAAAUAGUUUAAAUAAUUUACAAACAAGAAGCAAAGUAUUAAAUAAAUCAGAUAUUAAUGUGGUGGAGUUGAACAACAAUGAAAAUAGUGAUAAAAUAAGUAAUAAUGACGCAAAAACCGAAAAUUUUAACAAUGAUGUCAAUAACAAUUCAGAAACAAACGCAAUCAAACCAGUUUCUCCAAGAAUCAUAAAAAAUAACGAUACUGCUAGUAAUGAUGAUUCAAGUUUACCAAACUCUCCUGGUACUAAUAAUCUACCAACUCCUACAUUUCCUAACAAUUUAGCCUUUAUAGUCCCAACUCCUUAUGACAAUCUACAACAUAUACAAUACGCAAUACUUAUACCUCAAAAUAUACCAGUCAAUCUUUCUAUAAACAAAUCAUAUACCAACAGUAGUACACAAACUGAAGACUACACAAAUUCUUGUUGUGAAAAUCAGGAAAAAUCUAUCACAGAGAAAUUUUCCAAUAUAGAUUUAUGUUAUGAACCUAGAAACAGAAAAGAGCGACGUAGUAGAAGCCAAAGUUUGGAGGAACGUCCGAAAUGGGGCGCUAACAAACCCCCAGCAAGGUACGUGAAGCAGAGCGAGAAAGAUUUGCUGUAUCAAAGAAGAAAAUUAAGGCAGAAAUUAACAGUAAUUAAAACUUAUGAUGAUAAAAAUUCCAGUGACGAAAGCUUGAACGGUACUCCACGAUUGUAUAGAAAAAAGGGAGGUAAUAACAAACGACAUUCAAGAAGCAAUUGGAGGUGCGAAGAAUUAUCUGCAAGAACAGAUAUAAUUCCGCUAGAAUGCAGUAGGAAUCAUAUUUAUUACAAAGCAUGUCACUACUGUUGUAUAUGUAGAUGUUGCAGACAUAAAAAUUCUGCAGAAAGGAUUAAAGAAGAUAAUAAUAUAUUAAAAAUAAAUAAUUCUCCACGGGAUAGUUUAAUAUACGAUUCAUCAAUAAAUGCAAGCGAAACAUUACCGAAUUUAGAAAAUAAUGACAUGUACGUCAAAUUAUCGAAAUUACAGAACAAUUUGUUGAAUAAACAAAACGAAUGGGAAAAUAUACUUGUUACGACUCCAUAA